Pseudopodoces humilis (Tibetan ground-tit) is the source of this 2484-nucleotide messenger RNA. RefSeq names its product kynurenine aminotransferase 1 (gene KYAT1). Lineage: Eukaryota; Metazoa; Chordata; Aves; Passeriformes; Paridae. Gene Ontology annotation, molecular function: L-kynurenine:2-oxoglutarate transaminase activity; pyridoxal phosphate binding. Gene Ontology annotation, cellular component: cytoplasm; mitochondrion. Gene Ontology annotation, biological process: biosynthetic process. The record is from RefSeq and is a predicted model, not a curated record.
GUGCCAGCCGCAGCCCAAGCCUUUCGGGCAGAGGAGAAGGCAGGAUGUGUGCCAGGGCAUCCCGGGCGGCUGUGCCCGGCUUUGCAGCGUAAAGCAGCGCGGCCCAGCUCGAUGUCUGUGUCUGUAGGAGUGAGGCAGCAGGAGCCGUGGCAUGCUCAGGAGAGUGGGACUGUCCCUGCGUCACUUCUUGCUGGGGAGGAACAGCAGUGCUGGACAUAGCUCCUGCUCCAGAGAGGCAAAAAUGUCAAGGCCAGUGCAAGCUCGGAGGCUAGAGGGAAUAGAUAAAAAUAUCUGGGUGGAGUUUGUAAAACUGGCUGCUACCUACUCCAAGGUGAACCUGGGCCAGGGCUUCCCCGACUUCCCUCCACCAGACUUCCUGACGGAGGCGUUCACGAAAGCCCUCGGCGGGGGGAACCACAUGCUGCACCAGUACACCCGUGCCUUUGGCCACCCGCCUCUGGUGACAGUCCUAGCCCAGUUUUUCGAGAAGCUGCUUGGACGAGACCUGGAUCCUAUGACAAAUGUGAUGGUGACUGUGGGGGCAUACCAGGCCCUGUUCUGCUGCUUCCAGGCUUUAGUGGAUGAAGGUGAUGAGGUGAUAAUCAUUGAACCCUUCUUUGACUGCUAUGAGCCGAUGGUGAGAAUGGCUGGUGGGACACCUGUGUUUGUCCCUCUGAGACCGAAUCCUCCAAAAGAUGGAAAGUUGAUGUCUAGUGCAGACUGGCAGCUGGACCCAGCUGAACUGGCUUCUAAAUUCAGUGAACGGACAAAAGCCAUCGUCCUGAACUCACCCAACAACCCUCUGGGCAAGGUGUUCAGCCGUGGGGAGCUGGGGCUGAUUGCAGAGCUGUGUGUGAAGCACGACGUGCUGUGCAUCAGCGACGAGGUGUACGAGUGGCUGGUCUACGAUGGGAAGCAGCACAUCCACAUCGCCAGCUUGCAAGGGAUGUGGGACCGCACGGUGACUGUUGGGAGUGCUGGGAAGACCUUCAGUGUCACUGGAUGGAAGGUGGGCUGGACUGUGGGACCUGACAGGCUGCUGCAGCACCUUCGUACUGUGCACCAGAACUCAGUGUACCACUGUGCCACAAUUGCCCAGGAGGCCGUGGCUCAGGGUUUCCAGAGGGAGCUCAGGCUCUAUGGAAAACCAGAGAGCUACUUUGUCCAGCUGCCCAAGGAGCUGCAGCAAAAGAGAGACUGGCUGGUUCAGAGCCUGGAUGGUGUGGGGAUGAAACCCAUCAUCCCUGAGGGCACCUACUUCCUGGUGGCAGACAUCUCCCAGUUCAAAUCUGAUGUCCCUGAUGUCCCCAACUCAGAUGAGCCCUACGACUACAGAUUUGCAAAGUGGAUGGUCAAGAGCAAGGGGCUUGCUGCCAUCCCGCUCUCCGCUUUCUACAGCGAGGCCCACAAGAACAACUACACCAAUUUCAUCCGGUUCUGCUUUGCAAAGGAGGAAGCUACACUGAAGGCAGCAAAUGACAUACUGCAAAAAUGGAAACAGGAGAAAACCAGCUCCUGAAUACACUGGGAAAGAACCAGGCUGUCCUUGGUCCUCAUCUGUCCAAGCUGCUCUUCUUCUUCACUUGUCUACAAACUUGGAUAUGUUGUUACUUCAGUGCUUUCAACAACAUAUUCUGUCAAAUUUCAGACUAAUUUUUAAUUUUUUUCCAGGCCCAGGGCCUUGGGAACAUUUUCAGUCACUGUGAAAUUAUUUCAAUAAGUGAGACUUUGUGUGCCCUGACAGUAUUUGACAUUUCUUACAUGUAAAAACUUUGCUAAUCAGUUCUGGGAUGCAUCCAGCAACACACAAGGUGAGGAUGGCUCCUGCGGUCUGUCUCGCCACCAGAUUCUGAAAAGGUGUUUCAGGACAUGCCUUUAAGGCUGUGCUGGUUAGUGUGGCUUGUCUUAUUCCAAAACCCCACUCAGGGCAGCAUUUCCACCAGCCCUCACAUUCUUAUAGGACUAAACAGUAUCACCAGCUAUCAGUAGGGUGAUUCCUAUGAUCCUGAUGAUUAUAAACCAAAUGAAAUGACAUUUCCCAUCAUAAACUAUUUUCCCACUAUUUUUUUUCUGUGCAUCUCUGGGGAAGAUGACCACAGAAUUGGUUUGCCCUCAGGAAACAGGCUUUCACCAGUAGCCUGGCUAUUGUGGAACCUUCCAAAUUACUCCCAGUACAUUCUCAGGGCUUGGCAGCAUCAUCCAGGCUGCGGAGCAGAACCUUCUGGCCUUUGACAAGUGCACACAGUGGCAGGGGAGGAUGGGUACUAUGGCCUUGGCUGCUCCUACUGCAGGUGGCCACCACAACCUCCCACCCAAUGAGCUGGUGAGGUAACAUGAGCAAUUCUGGAGAGGUAAUUAUUGCAUCAGUGUCGAUUUCAGCCUGGAUAAGAGUGUAAAACAUCAGCCACGCAGGAGUUACAUGCAACAGACUGUGCAAUGAGUGUUUGUAGCAGUUAAAUUAUUAAAGUGGAAUUACUGCAAUCA